Messenger RNA from Neoarius graeffei (lesser salmon catfish), 591 nucleotides. RefSeq names its product cocaine- and amphetamine-regulated transcript protein-like. The transcript is spliced from 3 exons. Gene Ontology annotation, biological process: negative regulation of appetite; cellular response to starvation; adult feeding behavior. The record is from RefSeq and is a predicted model, not a curated record. NCBI's taxonomy places the organism in Eukaryota, Metazoa, Chordata, Actinopteri, Siluriformes, Ariidae. Gene Ontology annotation, molecular function: neuropeptide hormone activity. Bases 1 to 324 code for a protein of 107 amino acids.
AUGACCAGCAUCUUCCUCGUCCUCAUCAGCGCCACCUUCUGCCUGUCAGCUGUUCUCUCGUGCUGUGACGAGUCGCUGGAGCGGCGCUCUGUACGCAUGGCCAUCAUCAAAACCCAACAGGAGAAAGACCUGAUCGAGGCUCUGCAGGCGGUUCUCGAGAAAUUAAAGAAUAAACAACAACCAAACACCACGAAGAAAUUCGGCCAACUUCCCUCUUGUGAUGUGGGUGAGCAGUGUGCAGCACGUAAGGGGGCGAGGGUGGGCAAACUGUGUGGCUGCCCCCCCGGGAGCACCUGCGACUUCUUCAUCAUGAAGUGCCUGUGAGGAAGAAAGCCCUGCACAUCGAGUGCACUUCUCUACUGUUUCCCUUAAAGUGAAGUGUACACUCCUGCUGUGUUUCCCUUUAAAAGUGUACGCUACUGUAAUGUUUUCAUGGAGUCUACAGUUGUGUACCGUAUUCCUGAAAGUGAAGUGUACACUCCUGCUGUGCUCUGUGCACUACUGUACUAUUUCCCUGAAGGUGACGUGUACUUCACUGCACUACUGUAGUGUUUUCAUAAAGGGUGCACUUGUUUCCCUUUUCCCCUUAAA